Messenger RNA from Cherax quadricarinatus, 6399 nucleotides. RefSeq names its product NADPH oxidase (gene Nox). Gene Ontology annotation, molecular function: calcium ion binding; superoxide-generating NAD(P)H oxidase activity. Gene Ontology annotation, biological process: superoxide anion generation; defense response. NCBI's taxonomy places the organism in Eukaryota, Metazoa, Arthropoda, Malacostraca, Decapoda, Parastacidae. Gene Ontology annotation, cellular component: plasma membrane; NADPH oxidase complex. The record is from RefSeq and is a predicted model, not a curated record.
GUGGCUGGGAAAGAAGGGGUAACUGCAUCAUUCUCAAGCACACCUCCAGUAUUCCCCGUGUGUCCGCCGUGGGUGUUCCUAGUAACUGGCUGUGCUAGCCACACCUGUCACCUGCUACACUUGUUUAAGUCUUCCACACCUGCCAUACCCCGGGCAACACUCGCUCUCUCGCUGGACGCGAGAACGGGUAUCACCAUUAGCCUCCACACGUUCGUCUGCCUCAGCGGUGGGCAACAAAGUACCCAGAUGCCCAGUUAAAAAAAAUAAGUGAUACGGGAAUUAUAUAUUUAUGAAGCAGUGUGGACGAAUCUGACUCCUUAAAAUGGUGCUGCGCGAUGAGAACCAAUCAAAACUUUGCUUCGACAACCCUCUAUACGGGGAGGGAGAAGCAGCGAAACAAGCACCUUCGUCCAAGAAGGAGCUGCAGGUGUCCAAGAGCGUCAACUUCCUUGACAGCAAAUCUUCCAAGUUGGAGGUAGACAAGAGAGCCUCGAAUAUCAGCUAUGCAGGGUUUCAGUCGUUCUUCUCGGAGGGGCAGUCUUCAGGCGCCAAGCGGCCUUCGUCGAGCCUCAUGCCUGCCGCCUCACUCUCUCCGGACUGCGACAUCGAGGAACACAUCAUUGAGAACAUCAGAAAUCGUGACUUCUGGUCCAGAAGAUCGCGAAGUAACCCCUUUGUGCGGGCACGAGCUUCUUCUCGAGUCUCGAAGCGUACUUCGACAGCCUCCCAUCUUCAAGUGCCCCACAGGGGCACUCCUGAGGGCGAAGAUGAGGAGCGGCCUCUCUCCCUGGUCGCAGUGCCACCAGAAGCCCUGGAGGAAAGCCAAGACGAGGAGGACGAGGAAGCAACCAUCGCUUCAGAAAUGAUGCUGGAGGUUCAGAGAGAGGCGAAGCUCCGGGAGAACAUCGUUUGGAUGCGGAAUUACCUGUGGGAUGUGUCUGAGGCGGACGGAGGCAUGUUCUCUCUGUCCUCCUUCGUUACUGCAAUGCGUAACAAGGAGCUGCUACAACGUGUGUUCUCCCUGUGGGACGUGCAGGGCGACGGUGUCCUUCUGCAGGAGGAGUGGGUCGACCACCUCAAGUGUUCCACCAGGGAGGUUGGAGCGAGGGAGUGGGCGGAGCUGCUGGAGGUGUUGGCCUACGUGGUAUGUGGAGAGGACCAGGAGGUCACUGAAGACCUCUUUACCACCAUCCUUAAUUCCAGAGGGGUGUUGGAGAAGUUAUUUCGUCUCAUCAACAAGGAGAGUGAUGGUCUUGUGAGUCGACAAGAGAUCAUGGACUUCCUCGCUAACCUCACUUAUGCCCGUCCACGGACGGGGUUCACUCGGGAGAACCUAGAAUGGCUCGAACAGCUCUUCCGCCAGGCUCUUGGACACAAACAGGAGCUCUCCUUCGAUGACUUCAAGAAGAUCGUCCACUCUCGCAACUCGUUCUUCGCUGAGCGAGUCUUCCAGAUCUUCGAUCGAGACAACAGCGGCACGGUGUCGCUCUCAGAGUUCAUCGAUGCCAUGCACCAGUUCGCAGGGAAGUCACCGAACGACAAGAUAAAGUUUCUCUUCAGGGUCUACGAUCUAGAUGGUGACGGACUGAUCCAGCAGAGUGAACUGCAGAAGGUGAUGAAGGCGUGUAUGGAGGAGAAUGGUAUGAAAUUCAGCGACGAGCAAAUAGAGGACCUGACGCUGGCCAUGUUUGAGGACGCUGACACCCAAAACACUGGAGCCAUCACCUACGAGUCCCUGAAGGCUCAGCUGGAGAAGCACGAUGGUCUCCUUGAGAACCUCUCUAUCAGCAUCGACCGGUGGCUGGUACCUCCGGAUCUAGGUACCAAGAGGGAGACCUUCCUGGAGAAGGUGUCCAAGCUGAGGCCCUACCAAAUGUCGUUGCCCUACGUCAAGAACAACUACGUCUACAUCAUCUUCCUGCUGCUCUACAUCGGUGUCAACUUAGGUCUCUUCAUCUCCCGUGCCAUUGAGUACAAGGCGCACAACGGCCUCACCAUAGUGGCCCGGGCCUGUGGUCAGUGUCUGAACUUCAACUGUAUGUUCGUGUUGGUUCUGAUGUUGCGUCAGUGCAUCACGUACCUUCGGUCCAUGGGAGCCGCGGCGUUCCUGCCCCUGGACCAACACAUGUACCUGCACAAGCUGUGUGGCUGGCUUAUCUUCAUUUACUCUGUCGUUCACACCAUCAUGCAUCUCAUCAACUUCGCUGUGUAUAUCGUGCCUGACAUCUAUGGGAUAAACAGCGAGGCGUGGACCCUGGGAGAGUGGAUCCUGACCAUGAAGCCUGGACAAUUCGGCCUGGUGAAGGGCAUCGCUAACCCGACUGGCGUGGCGCUUAUGGUCAUCCUCACCAUCAUGGUGAUCUGCUCUCUUCCUUUCGUCAGAAAAUCUGGAUAUUUUGAGGUGUUCUACUGGACUCACCUGUUGUAUGUGGCCUUCUGGGUGCUGACCCUCCUUCACGGCCCAAACUUCUGGAAGUGGUUCGUGGCACCAGGUAUCAUCUUCGUCAUUGAGCGCAUCCAUCGCACCAUCAGGAUGAGGAUCAGCUCCGGCAAGGCCUACAUCAGCUCUGGGGUGUUACUGCCCUCCAAAGUGAUCCACUUGGUUAUCAAGAGGCCACCCCAGUUCCACUUCCACCCUGGUGACUACGUCUUCAUCAGUAUCCCCGAGAUAGCCAAAUAUGAGUGGCAUCCCUUCACCAUCUCCUCCGCACCAGAACAAGAGGACGUGGUGUGGCUUCACAUCAGAGCUGUGGGACAGUGGACCAACAGACUCUACGCUUACUUCGAGCAUGAACAAGAACGCUUUGACCGCCAGAUGUGCGAGCUGGUCGCCCACUCUGUCGACACAAGCACCGCUCUAGCACUCGACCCCACUCCUCUCAACACGAUGGUGAGCGACGGACGCAGGGCACUGACCAACACACCCACCUCGGGCAACACUUCCGCCGGGCCAGAAGCACUACUGGAGAAUGGCAUGACCAACCUGGCCUUCGAGCUUGAUAGCAGUGGGAAUAAGGCCGCUCACAAGGUUUCCCCAGGAGCAACUGGAACCAACGACGACACCCAGGCUGGCACCAAGACGAAAUCAACAUCACGAGCAAGACUUGGGACGAAGAACCAGUCGUCUCCAAGCUUCACUUUGGCAUCAAGAGUGUGCAGGAAGAAGCUGGUUAAGACGAGCUCCGUGCCUGACUUCAACAAGAGAAUGAAGAAGCGAGAGAAAAACAUGAUCCUGCGUGACAACUUUAGAGCCGCCUCUGAGAGAAGGUUCGAAGAUAGCCUAAUGAAGCAGGCUCACCUAGCCGCUAUGACCGCCAACUUGCCCUUCCACGAGCGACCCAAGUCCUCAGCUGCUAUGAGUUUCAGAUACAUGAGGCGUAAGCCAACAAUAAUAACACUAGACUUGCCCUCUGAAACUGAUGAUAACGAUAGUGAAGAAGAGAAUGGGGAAGAGGAAGAGGUAGAGCACAGAGGAGAAAGGGAACGCAAGAAAGAAGUGAGGGUGACCAUCUUGGAAAGUGGUUUGAGCUCUGCGACAGACAUUCACGAUUUGUCAGCCCUGGCAGCGGAGGAGGGUCGAUUAGGCCGGAAGUUCAACCUUGAGGAGGCGAGGAAGAAGUCAAGGCAGGAGGAGGCGAAGCUGAAGAGGAGGUCGAGGCAGGAAGAACGUCGAGUGAGGAAGAUAAGCAGGAUGGAGGAAGCCAUAGCCGAGGGAGGAUGUGCCGUGGGCAAGCCAUUAGUGAUCUACAUCGAUGGGCCAUUCGGAACUCCCUCCAGCCACAUCUUCCAGGCUCAACAUGCUGUGCUCAUUGCCACAGGGAUAGGUGUUACACCCUUCGCUUCUAUCCUCCAGUCCAUCAUGCACAAGUACUGGAAGGCUCGUCACACUUGUCCCAAGUGUGCCUAUUCCUGGACUUCUGACCUCCCUCAUUCAGUCAUGAACCUUCGCAAGGUGGACUUCUUCUGGAUUAACAGAGACCAGCGUUCAUUUGAGUGGUUUGUGAACCUGUUGUCCCAGCUGGAAAUAGAGCAGGCUGAGCAUGGGGGAGUGCUUGACAGAUUCCUGGAUAUGCACAUGUAUAUCACCUCAGCUCUCCAGAAGACAGACAUGAAGGCUGUGGGACUACAGCUGGCUCUUGACCUCCUCCAUGAGAAGGAGAAAAGAGACCUUAUCACUGGCCUCAAGACACGUACUAAUGCUGGAAGACCAAACUGGGAUAAGGUUUUCAAGCAGCUGGAGAAUCAGAGGAAAGGAAAGAUUACAGUGUUCUACUGUGGCCCACCUGCUCUUGGGCGUAGCCUUCGCUACAAGUGUGAUGAAUAUGGUUUUGAUUUCCGCAAAGAAAUCUUCUAACCAGAAAUUCUCGGCCCCUUGUGGUGCAGCACUUUGUGAUCAUGAUUUCUGGCAAAAACAAGACUGCAUUAUUGUUUGUCAUACUUCUCAGUAAUAACUAGCUGCAAAGGGUAAUUCUAUUAAUUUUUGUUUGACUAGCAGGCUCAUGUCGGUAAUUCCUUGUACUCGCCUUUCAUGUACUGCACCACUACUAAAGAGCAAAAAAUACACACACACUGAGACAGGAACCAGUGUAGUGAAGGGGUGUCUUGCACCGUUGUAGGAAAUUGAUAUCGAGUGGUGCUCUGCAAUGUUGGGUUUCACAAACAACCUGGAGCCUAAACUGCAUACAUAAUGUUUGUCCACUUGAGCCAAGUAUAAUCCAAGCAAGAAAUAAUGUAUGUCAAUGUUACUGUGUAUAUAAACAAAAAAAUCAUAUUUUUUAAGAAAGUUGCAUUUUAUAAUGUUUUAAGCAAAAUAUAUACAGAAUACCUUAAGGAUGAGUGAAUCAGUUUCAAUAAAGAAUAGUUUAAAAAUUUAAUUGUGAUUGCAAAUAUGUACUGUAUUAGAGUGGUAAAGUUGAGCAUGUGGCAGAAUAUUAGGUGAAAUGACACAGAUGCAACUAAUGUGACAUGGAAUUGUGGCAACAUUUCACUCUCAAUGAGCUUCUGGAGAGCGAAACGUGGCCACAAUAAAAUGUUGCAUUAGUUGCAUCUGCGUCCUUUCACCUAACAUUUUGUCAGUACACGUAAUUCUAACCCCCCCUUCCCCACGUGAUAAAAGCUUGCCAGCUGGUGCAUUACAGUAAGUGAUAAUGUUGUGCACUCAUACUGCAAAGUUUUUUUGACAUUUAUACUUGUGGUUUGCAAUUUUUAGUUAAGCUGAUUUAAAUAGUGUACAUAGUUUUUAAUCUAAUUAGUAUGUAAAAUAUUCUUAUAUAUCAAAUGUGUGCGACUCAAUGGUUCUAUAUUGACUCAAGAAAUCGUAAUGACACGAUUGCAAACAAACCAUACCCCCGGCCGGGAUUGAACCCGCGGUCAUAGAGUUUUGAGACUCUAUGACCGCGGGUUCAAUCCCGGCCGGGGGUAUGGUAUGGUUCUAUAUUCUUUGAACUAGAUAGACUUGGCCCAGCACUUUAAAGUAUUUUAUAUGGUGCUUCACUAUAAGUGAUAGAAAAAACUGAUCUUGUGGAUAAGGGAAUACCUUAGACUUGGAGAUUAGUAAAGUAUCCAGCAUUUCAUUGCUUCUGUUGUGAUGGUGGCAGCAGCAGUCAUCAUAGCCAAAGUCAGAAGCAGAGAUGUGAUCCAUGUAAACGAAUCUGUGAGCUCAUGUGCUUUCAGCACAGAAAUGAAGCCCACGAAAUAUCAAGCAAGUUAAAAGCUAAAUAAAUAACUGGUUUUCAGUUAAAAUUACCAUAGUCCCAGAGCUAAGGAAACUGCAGACCCUGGAACUGAACCUUCUGUUAGCAUAAUCAUGGGAGGUAAUAAUGUUUUCUCCAAGGAAGUAAGUAGUAGCUUAUUGAGCCAUGGUAAAAAGCCAAAAUCGAGAAAUAUUAAGUGAUUAAUUUAAAUACUGUAGUUAGCACCGUAUACUAACUCAUUCCCUUUCAAAUUACAAUUCUUAAAAUUAUUUUCAACUUCCUUUCCACAAUGCUGCAUUUCUGACUUUGUGGUUGACUUGACUUGUCUGCAUCGACACAUUUAUUAUUGUACAGUACCACAACAAUUUCUCUGUAAAUGUUGGCUAGGUUGUUUUUGUAUAUCACUGACAUUUACAUAUGUAAUCAAUGUAAAGAUACUUGCAUAGUAUGCUAUAUAUAUAUAUAUAUACACGCACAUACACAUGCCUCGAUAAAUUUUUAAUUGAUAUUCUAAAGGUUUACCAAGUCAAACAGGCCAUUUCCAGUAUUUACCAAACACUGAAAUGACCUAAAGGUUUAGUGCUUUUCAGUGUUAAGAUGCAAUAUGCCACAAUACUGGAAGUAGCAUUGAUAUUUGUGUACUUUGUUGUUGAUAUUGUAUAUAGAAGAGAAUGAUCUGAAUACAUAUGUAUCAGUUAUAUUUUAA